AUGAAGACAGAGGAGCUUACGCCAUCCGUCUCUAGAGAGAGUGAGAGAUACUGGAGUCGACUCGAGUGCAGACAAGACGGAGGAGAAGUUAAACGUUUCUAUGUGUAUGAGAAGGUUCUGGCGAUAGAGAGGCAUCAGGACAAGAUGAGAAAUAAAGGCCUCUUUACAUCAGAUACCAAACAAAUUUCACUAACUGGGAGCAGAUGGCUGUUAAAAGAGGAACUGGAGGAGCUUCUGGUGGAGAAUAUUUCAGAUCAAGAUUACCUGCGGUUCAUCCAGCCGAUGGAGAGGCUGUUGUCCAUGCCCUACUGCUCUCUGGAAGAUGAGUUGGUACAGAAGUUCCACAGACAGAAGUAGGUUCAGUCCAGCAAACAGGAGAUUCCUCAGCUGCAGCAUGACCCACAAGGAGUCAUUUUCAGUGUGUCCAAAGGCAGAAGGAAGUCUGCCAAAGCCAGUAUCACCCUCAGAGACAGCAGCUAUGGGAACAUCACAAUCAAUGGCAAGAACUACCUCCAGUACUUUCCUGUACUACAAGACAGAGAGCAGCUGAUGUUUCCUCUGCACUUUGUGGGCAUGCUGGGCAGGUUUGACAUUGAGGGCAGCGUGGAGGGGAGUGGUCACUCUGCUCAGGCCGGGGCUCUGAGAUUGGCCAUCUCAUGGGCACUGCUCAGCUUUGUGUCUGAGGGAGAAGUGGUAAAGUUGAGGGUGAUGCAAAUUGUAUAUCUUUGUUCAUCUGGCCUGCUGACUGCUGACCUCAGGAUCAAGGAGAGGAAAACAUCAGGCCAGGAGGGAGCGUGUAAGAAGUUCACUUGGAAAAAACGUUGA
Molecule: messenger RNA, 825 nt
Organism: Myxocyprinus asiaticus (Chinese sucker)
Lineage: Eukaryota; Metazoa; Chordata; Actinopteri; Cypriniformes; Catostomidae
Gene: mrps9
Product: mitochondrial ribosomal protein S9
Exons: 7
Biological process (GO): translation
Cellular component (GO): ribosome; mitochondrial small ribosomal subunit
Molecular function (GO): RNA binding; structural constituent of ribosome
Source: RefSeq, a predicted model, not a curated record